This is a messenger RNA of Solanum lycopersicum (tomato), 528 nucleotides long. NCBI's taxonomy places the organism in Eukaryota, Viridiplantae, Streptophyta, Magnoliopsida, Solanales, Solanaceae. The record is from RefSeq and is a predicted model, not a curated record.
AUGAAGGUGGCAACUCAACUUGCAAGCCUCUUCACUUGGUUGCAUGAGAAGAGAUUUGCAAUUGGUCGUAUGGAGCCUUCUGCCAUAAUGAUUGACAAGGAGUUCAACAUAAAAGUAGUGGACUUUUCUUCCCUGAUUCGUGUAAGAGACAUCCCUCAUAAUACUUCUCGUGAGGCUGAUAAUGUUACUGAGACUUUGAAAGGUGAUGUUUACGCAUUUGGUAUUCAACUUUUGAAGUUGAUUACCAAUAACAAAAAUAUUGAAGGUCCAUAUUAUUGGUGGAUUAUGGAGGAGCUACAAGGUGGUAAAAGAUCGAUAGUGGAUGAAUCAGCUCUGGUAAAUUGUGAUGGUGUGCUCACUUGUGGAAUCUCAAAACAAGCAGCAGAAUGUCUGGAUGAGGAUCCAAAUGCUCGCCCAGAUAUGGAGAAUGUCUUUGCCCGCUUGACCAAUUUGAUAUCCAAAACUGAUCCUGGGCAGCGUCAAGUUCGCGAUGUUUUCAGCGAGAGACCAGGAGAACAGUUUCGGUAA